CCCUCUCCCGCCGCCGCCGUGGGGCCGGGCCGAGCCGAGUCGGGCCGUGCCGUGCUGGGGGAGCGCCCCGGGGCCAUGGCCGGGUCCGGGUCCGGGCCGCGGCUGCUGCUGCUGGGCUGCGCGCUGGCCGCCGGCAGCGCCGCUUUCAACCUGGACGCGGAGCGGCCGGCCGUCUACUCGGGCGCGCCGGGCAGCUACUUCGGCUUCGCCGUGGAUUUCUUCGCCCCUGACCCCUCCUCGAUAUUUCUUCUGGUGGGAGCUCCGAAGGCGAACACCAGCCAGCACAACGUUGUAGAAGGAGGCCAGGUGCUCAGAUGCAACUGGAACUCAAACAGGAAUUGCCAGCCCAUAAUAUUCGACUCCACAGGCAACAGAGAUUUUGCUCCUGAUGAUCCACUGGAAUUUAAGUCUCAUCAGUGGUUUGGAGCCUCCGUGAGAUCCAAAAACGAUAAAAUUCUGGCCUGUGCCCCAUUGUAUCACUGGAGAACUGAAACAAAACAAGAGCGAGAGCCUGUGGGGACUUGUUACUUGCUUGCUGGAUCUAAAUCUGUGGAAUAUGCACCCUGCAGGUCAACCACUAUUGAUGCAGAUGGACAGGGAUUUUGUCAAGGUGGAUUUAGUAUUGACUUUACAAAGGGAGACAGAGUGCUACUUGGAGGACCUGGAAGUUUUUACUGGCAAGGCCAACUUAUUUCUGAUCGAGUGACAGAAAUUGUGGCUAAAUAUGACUCCAAAGUCUACAGUACAAAAUAUGAUGACCAAUUAGCAACCAGACCUGCUAGUGCUGCUUUUGAUGACAGUUACUUGGGUUAUUCAGUGGCUGUUGGAGACUUCAGCGGUGAUGGCAUAGAAGACUUUGUGUCAGGAGUCCCAAGAGCAGCAAGAACACUGGGCAUGGUGUCUAUCUACAAUGGGAAAAACAUGUCUUCCAUGUACAACUUUACUGGAGAGCAGAUGGCUGCUUAUUUUGGGUAUUCGGUGGCUGCCACAGAUAUCAAUGGGGACAAUUAUACAGAUUUGUUUAUCGGAGCCCCUCUUUUUAUGGAUCGAGGUUCUGAUGGGAAACUUCAGGAGGUCGGCCAAGUUUCCAUUUGUCUUCAGCGAGCCUCUGGAGGGUUUCAGAUCACAAAGCUGAAUGGGUUUGAGAUAUUUGCAAGAUUCAGCAGUGCAAUUGCCCCACUGGGUGAUCUAGAUCAGGAUGGCUUCAAUGAUAUUGCAGUUGCUGCACCGUAUGGUGGAGAGGAGAAGAGAGGACUUGUCUAUAUCUACAAUGGAAGAGCAACUGGUUUGAAUGCAGUCCCAUCUCAAAUUCUUGAAGGCCAGUGGGCUGCUCGCACGAUGCCACCCAGCUUUGGGUACUCGCUGAAAGGAGCCACGGAUGUGGACAAAAAUGGAUAUCCAGACUUGAUUGUUGGAGCCUUUGGUGUUGACACAGCGGUUUUGUACAGGUCCAGACCAGUUAUUAGAGUGAAUGCUGCCCUGGAAGUUAAUCCAACCAUUCUAAACCCAGAAAACAAAACCUGUUUACUGUCAGAUGUAAAAGUUUCUUGCUUCAAAGUCAAGUUCUGCCUAAAAGCGGAUGGCAAAGGCAAGCUCCCUAAUUCGCUCAAUUUCCAGGUGGAGCUGCUGUUGGAUAAACUUAAGCAGAAAGGAGCCAUAAGGAGAGCUCUCUUCCUCCACAGCAAACAGCCGAGCCACUCUAAGAAUAUGACUAUUACAAAGGGGGGCAAAAUGAAUUGUGAAGAACUUGAUGCUUUUCUGAGGGAUGAAUCUGAAUUUAGAGACAAACUAACUCCCAUUACUGUUUUUAUGGAAUAUCGUCUGGAUUACAGAACAGCUGCAGAUGCAACAGGAUUGCAUCCUAUCCUCAACCAAUUCACUCCUGCUAACAUGAGCAGACAGGCACAUAUUUUGCUGGAUUGUGGUGAUGACAAUAUCUGCAAACCGAAGCUGGAGGUUUCAGUAGAAAGUGAUCAGAAGAAGAUCUAUAUUGGUGAUGACAAUCCCUUGACACUAAUCGUCAAUGCUCAGAAUCAAGGGGAAGGAGCCUAUGAAGCAGAACUCUUUGUCAUCGUUCCUCCCCAGGCAGAUUUCAUUGGUGUUGUUCGUAACAAUGAGGCUUUAGCAAGACUGUCAUGUGCAUUUAAAACUGAGAAUCAAACUCGCAUGGUGGUUUGUGACCUGGGAAAUCCCAUGAAAGCAGGAACUAAGCUAUUAGCUGGCCUGCGCUUCAGCGUGCACCAGCAGUCUGAAAUGGAUACCUCCGUGAAGUUUGACUUGCAAAUACGAAGUUCUAAUCUGUAUGACAACUUAAGUCCAGUAGCAUUCUACCAAGCCGAUCUCGCCAUUUCAGCAGCUGUUGAAAUUAGAGGUGUGUCGUCUCCUGACCACAUAUUCCUUCCUAUUGCAAAUUGGCAGCCCAAGGAGAAUCCAGAAACGGAAGAUGAUAUAGGGCCUCUAGUUCAGCAUAUCUACGAGCUGAGAAAUAAUGGCCCAAGUGCUUUCAGCAAGGUGAUGAUGACUCUGCAGUGGCCUUACAAAUAUAAAAACUACACACUGUUGUAUAUUGUUCAGUAUGACAUUGAUGGUCCCAUGAACUGCACUUCUGAUAUGGAGAUCAAUCCACUGAAAAUUAAGGUUUCUACUUCUAAAGAUGAUGACAAGAAUGAAACGCUUAGCAGGGAAGAUAAUCGUGAUCAUCGCAUCAGUCGAAGGGAUAUAACUGCUGUUGAAGGGGAUGUGCAUACUUUGGGCUGUGGAAAUGCUGAUUGUUUAAAGAUAACCUGUCAAGUUGGCCACCUGGAGAGGGGAAAGAGUGCAAUAUUGUAUUUAAAGUCACGCCUUUGGACCCAGACUUUCAUGAAUAAAGAAAAUCAGAAUCACUCUUAUUCUCUCAAAUCGUCUGCUUCGUUCAAUGUUAUAGAGUUCCCUUAUAAGAAUCUUUCCUUUGAAGACAUCCACAAUUCUACAGUGGUUACUACAAAUAUUACAUGGGGCAUUCAACCACAGCCUAUGCCUGUACCAGUGUGGGUUAUAAUUUUGGCUGUCCUAGCAGGAUUAUUGCUUUUGGCUGUCCUAGUGCUUGUUAUGUACAGGAUGGGCUUUUUCAAACGUGUGAGACCACCUCAAGAAGAACAAGAAAGAGAACAACUGCAACCACAUGAGAAUGGGGAAGGAACAUCAGAAGCAUAAGCAGAGUUUUAUCUGUGAGACAUUGUGAAACUUUAAAAUGCCUACAUCUUAGUCACAAAUACUGGUUUCCCCCUUACUGAAGAAACACUCAUGACUGCAAAGCUGCUGGUCUCAAAAUAUCAGCACGUACAAAAGAGCAGUAUACUUAAAUCCUCCUUUUUGUAUUAAUCUAACAUGUCUGCACUGAUUUUUGUGUGAAAAGCCUUAAGUAAAACAAAGCGCUAUGAUUUUGCUUAUUGGGAUAUAGUAGGUUGUUUCACAGACCAACUUUACGUGAACUGCUGCACAGACUCCAUUUGUUGAAGCCAACAGCUUCGCUAGAUAGUUGCAAGAUAGCAUAUUUUGCUUCAGUUGAUUUGAGUUUUAGUACACUACACUUGGUUUCCUUACUCUGGAAAGCUAGUUGCACAAAAAAUGAGCAUAGUUUGUGUAUGCGUGUCAAACCUCCACAGGGGUUGAAGUUGAGCCUGUGUAUUAUUUGGGCUGAAUUUCAGUUUUUGGCAAAACAAUGGAGGUAAUACUGUGUGGCAGGAUACCUGAUACAUCCUGGAGAAACUGUUAAUAAUUCUCGCGUUCCAUGGUUGACCACCUCCAAUUGCAGGAUAGAGUAAAACGGACUGUUUAAACUAUGCUAUCUGCCAGCCAAAUGUAUGUAGAUGCAAUCUAGAUUUCAUCAGUACUUUAGCCCCACUCUUGCGUGCCAUGAGAUAACAGUGAGCUUGUCUAACGAAGCAGAGUAUAGCUGGCAAUGUGAAAGGGCUUGAAAAGAGAAGGAUGAGUUGGCUUGUUUUGUUUCAUUCAUUCAAUUUUCAUUUCAUAGCACACGACAUUUCAUUAUGCUUGAUACAUUUCAUUACUGGUAGAGACACUAAGUAUUUAAUUUCAGUGCUUGUUUAUAAACAUACCAAAACUUGAGUGGGUUCAAGCCAUGGGUUUACAUUAUUGUUAGCUUACUUUCCUCAGUAUUGGUUUGGUAAAAUGAAGCCACAUAUACUUCCGAGAGCACACAAGAACAUUGUCUAUGUGCAUUUCAGUAGCCAUGUAACUGUAAAUUAGGUGGUUAUUUGGCUUGCGACCACGUGUAGUUGUGUUGCACACAUCUUAAAGUGGACUUAAACUAGUACAGAGAGUCCUUAUAUCAGAUUUGUUUACCCUCUUUUCCAAAAAAAGAAUAGACUCCCUGUAUGCAGCCAGAUACAGAAAGAAGGGUUCCUGCUGUAACUAUUCCAACGUGUUUUCUAUGUAAACAAGCUCUUAGAAGGAUGAAAACUUUUGGUUUUGUUUUGUUUCCUGUGUUGUGGUUUUUAUUUGAGAUGCAUCUCACCCAUAGAUAAUGCAAUGCCCAGUAAACCCAGAAUUAUCUGAAAUGAAUGGUCUGAUUCAUCUCUCAUUUCUGCAUCCUUUCUGAGAUGUAAAACUCACAAAUAGCUUUCACUGUUAAGUCCAUUCUUACUUAUUGAACCGUGAUGGUAUUUGAGUCAUUAAGGGAGACAGCAGAAAGGCUGUGGGGGGCCAGUUUGUAUAUCAGAUCUAGGCUUGCGUAUUUAUCCACUUACAUGUUUUUAUUUUAGACAAGUUGUUUAGAUAUAAUUACUUUAUUUGAGAAAAGUGUAGGGCAAAAUUCUGGUUUCACUGAAUUUUCAGGGUCUUUGGUGUGGCCCAGGUUUUACUUUUGCCUUUACUUCUAGUAUUAUUACUAGUAAUAUCUUAAGGAUUCAGGAGACGCUUUUAUCCUGGCCCCAAAAUGUGACUUUAUAAAACACACUUUGUCACUUACACAGGCUUCUAGUUCUCACACCUUGUCAAUUUAUUAUCUGUGUGCAAGAAAAUUGCUUUUACCCAAUCUUAAUCUCAGUAGGUUAAUAGGUUUAAGGAACUGCCAGACAGGUCAGUAGCUCUAAUUCUUGUGUGUGUGUCUUCCUUACAUGUACACACCGUGUUGACUUGAAAUUUAUUAGACUACUUGCAUGUCUAGGCAUUAUAAGGAGAUCAGUUUAAAAAAAUCAUGGUCAAGGUUUCUUCAGCUGACAUGGAAGGGAUAGUGUAGCCCUCUUGAUGUCAGUGCUAACUACAUCUUGAUUUUCAGUGGCAACUGGAAACUCAUUUUGCUGUUUUUCAGGAUAAAGAGGUACAUUUUAUUGGUACAUCUGCUGUAGCUGUGGAAAGUUUCUUCCAUUUAUUGAAGUCAAAUAAAAUACUUAUUUAAGUGAUUUUUAUUUUCUUACAUUCUACUAGAGAAUAUAAGCAAGUAGUUGCUUGUCUCAUGUCCACUACUUUCCAGUUUGAUUAAAAAAGAGAAGUAGCAUAUGUAAAUGGAGUAUACAGGUUACUGUAAUGAAUAUAAAUAGAAAACACCCCAAAUUCAGUUUAGAACAACACUUGUGUUUCAGGGAGAUUGAACAGAAUGCUUCCCUGAAGGAAGGGACAAGAAACUUGUCAUUUUGCAUUCUACAUUUGGCUGUAAGAAUACAGAAAACAUGUAUGUAUGUAUACACGCUUGCGUCACCAAGUUUCAUAGUGGCUUACAGGCGUUGAUGUAUUCUUACAGCAAAUAUUUUAGAGGGAUGUUAAAACUUUUAAAGAAACUUUAAAAAUGUAUAUUUGGAAUUAAAUUAGUGUCCUUGAGUCAACUGAUGCGCAUAUGAUACACACUGCAAGUGUUAAAAAACAGAAAACAAAUACAGGAACAGAUAAUUGACUUAGUCCUCUUGAGAGUUAUGUUUCAGAAGCAUAGUUUUUAUAUGUAUAAAAUCAGCAACUAUGUAAUUGUUUAGCCAAUGAAAACAUUUUGUAAGUGCUAUAUCUUUUAUAAUGAAAUAUGAAAUUCUAUAACUUUUCCAGUUUGCAAUUAUUGCAGCAUCUCAUGUUGCAUAUUAAAAGGUGAUUUAUAUUACAAAAUGCGUAUUAUCUAGUUCUAUAUUUGACAAUAUUUAGAAAAUGUAAAGAGAGAAUCCUAAUUUAUAGGUUUACAUUUCUUUUGUGAAACACUACCAAAUUGUGGAGGUGGCUUUGGUUUAAACAUUACUGCAAAGUCAAACGUUAGCAUCAAGCUUAUCAUUUUACUGGUCCCCUUUCUCUGAUUUAAAUUCUGAUUCAUACGUGGAUCUUUGAUUCACAUAAUGCUCUUGAAACUUUAAGAAACUUUAUUACAUAUGUCCGUCCUUUAUGCAAUGUUCCAAGCAAAGACUUUCAGAUUUCUAAAUUUGUGUCCAUGGUUAAUUAGACACUGAGCUAAACUCUCAUAGCUGUUUUAAAAAUAUUUCAGCAAUAAUCAGCAUGUUCUUGGUGCUUUGAAGGAUUCGUAUUGCACUUAAAUUUUUGCAACAUUAAGAUCUGCUGAUGGUUAUCCAUAUGCCCUGCAGUACUUUUCCUACACCCUCUCAAACAGUAAUGGAGCAGCACUACCAUGCUGAGAAUCUAGUUUUUCUCUUUGGUCUAGGGUAAGACCUAUUCCACAGUCUAACGAAAUCACAGCAAACCUGACAUUCACUGCAACUGGCUUUGAAUUGCACCCUUUGUGUUCAAUGCAGCUGGCUGUUUAUGAGGAAGAAGAAAAGAAAGAUUUUAUAAAAAGAAAAUAUAAAUGCAUACUAAAAAGUAGUUGGCAUAACAGUUGAGCAUUGCAGCAAAGAGGUGUGUUUUUUUUUUUUUGCUUGCCUAAUUCUGUGGUGGGAAGAACCUGUUAGUGUUGGCAAUGGUCUUCUAUCACAAAAAAGUGCCACAUUGGAGCGCGAUUACAUGCUGGGCUCUACUGACUCUCGCUGAUGCGAGGGGUCUCUGAACUCUUUGGUACUGAAUCUUUAGCUCCUAGUUCCCAAGUGCAAUAAAAUAGGAUCAGAACUGGUUCACUGCCAAGUCGUCUGUUUUUGUUUGUCUAGGAAGGGAUGUAGCAUUUGUUGACUUGCAGUGGUCAAUAUUUUUAAGGACAUUAACAAAACCAGUGUGUUAAAAUGAUACGGUAAAUGAAUGGCGUAGGAAGUUUUUGAUCACCCACAUUGGGUGAAACAUGAUGUAUAUUCUAAAGCGUAUCCAUUACUAACUCUUGAAUUAUUGAGAAUUGGUACAAUAUUAAGUCCUCUGUGGAAAACAUGACUAGAGACUAUACAAUAAUGGGUUUGAGUUUGUAGUGCUACUACUGUUUCAUGUGAUUAUGGUAUCAAGAAUUUUGGUCUAUUUUUUACCAGUCUGUAACUUUUUUUAAAUAAUAACCCAGGAAAACUAGCAUUACAUGCAAUGACCUUUGGCAAAUAUGCUGCAUUAAGAUUGAAUAACUUGAUCUUUGGUUUUUGAAAAGUAAAUGAAGAUUUAAUGUAGCAUUUUAAGUCUU
This is a messenger RNA of Oxyura jamaicensis (ruddy duck), 7519 nucleotides long. RefSeq names its product integrin subunit alpha V (gene ITGAV). Gene Ontology annotation, molecular function: integrin binding. Gene Ontology annotation, cellular component: integrin complex; external side of plasma membrane. NCBI's taxonomy places the organism in Eukaryota, Metazoa, Chordata, Aves, Anseriformes, Anatidae. Gene Ontology annotation, biological process: angiogenesis; cell adhesion mediated by integrin; cell-cell adhesion. The coding region runs from base 76 to 3192 and encodes 1038 amino acids. The transcript has 30 exons. The record is from RefSeq and is a predicted model, not a curated record.